Molecule: messenger RNA, 2171 nt
Organism: Dreissena polymorpha
Lineage: Eukaryota; Metazoa; Mollusca; Bivalvia; Myida; Dreissenidae
Exons: 9
Coding region: 123-1145 (340 amino acids)
Cellular component (GO): extracellular region
Molecular function (GO): chitin binding
Source: RefSeq, a predicted model, not a curated record
CGAACUCUAUAAGUGAGCCUGUCAGCCCCGAAGGAAAUCCAGCAAAAAAGAAGCGAUGCGUGAAAAGAUCUUGUUUGAAAUGCCUAGUAGCGUCAGCAGUUAUCACCGUGUUCGUUGCAGCUAUGGUUGUGCUGGUUGUUAUGCGGGCUAAACACGCGCCUGAACCGGAAAAACUUGGUGGCGUGAUUAUCACUACAAUACGACCGGAAGAGACUACGACGAACGCCGAUAAUACAAUCCCGUGUCCCGACGUGAACGUGAAGUUGCAGGACAUGAUUGUCAUCAAGUGCCCGGAUCUGUACUCGUUGAAUCACGUGACCAAGAUUGCGUUGAAGCCACCCCUGUAUAUGAACGAGGGCAAGGAGAUUCGGGUGUCAAUAGGAGAACAGGCGAACACGUCUAACGAGUGGGUAGCAGUGAUGGAUGCUACCAGCAGACUGCUCACUAUAAAAGGUCCCGCCGCGUCCUGUCGCUCCACUGGCAAAUAUAGACUGCACGUGCAGGCAUCAGAGGACAUGUCUUUGUACAACCGCACCAUUGACAUCAACGUGAUAAGUGAAAUUAAGAAGGUGAACAUAUCGCUAAGUCAGGACGUGACCCACAAUUCCACGGACUACAAGAUCGGCUGCUCCACGACUUCCGGUUGCGAGCAGUCGUUUGUUGACUUCUUUGCGGAGAUUAACCAAGAGGAGCAAUUCUUACGAGGAGUGAAUUUCUCGUGCCAGAUUACGUACGACGAUUUCGCUGGUUACCGCGUCGAAUGCAAUGGCACCAUACCAGACUUCCUGUUAGCACAGUUUGAACGAAUUACGUGCAAGCCGAGGUCAAAACUUCUGGACCACCUUAAUGAAACAGAGAAAAGAAAGCUCGAAAAUGACUUUCCGCUGGUGCAUUGUAAUAUAACAACACAUUGCGGUUUCAAGUGCAAAGAAGCCGGCGAUUAUUACGCUGUAGACACGAACCGCUGUGAUAUAUUCCAUCGUUGCUAUGAGCGACAGGUCUACACUUCAUACUGUUCCCCCGGGACCUUCUUCGACCCCGGAGACUGCGCGUGCAAACACACAACGGAUCUGCCCUGGUGCCGGAGUGAUGGGGGCUUGAACCCCGAAAAUGAAAUAACAAUGAAGACGUGUCGUACACAGUAAAAUUACACUGUACUAUGCUUAACACGAAGAAAAGAGUACCUACAACUAUGUAUGCAACGUGAGCCUCGUUUUUAUCUUAAAUAACAUAUUGUUUCGUGAUAAAGUAGGAAGUGAAAUUCCUCUCUUAAUUAAUAUCGACGAAUAGCGUUACCAUGACGAGUGUUUACAUGAUAUAUAGUCUCUUGACCUUUGUAUGAUUAUACACAUGACAUGCUUAAUCUCGACAGAACAAACAUUUGUUUUCCCAUGUUUUAUUUAUACUUCUUCCGAUGCGUUUGAAUUUUUAAGUAUAACAACGUGUCUGCAUAUGUUUUCACCGGUUUCAUAGAAUUAGAGUCCGGCAACCGAAGCAACAACGAGACGCACUCAUGAAUAAUCGUGUCUGACUUCAGUUAUUUACACCUGUUAAUGGAAAAUGUAGACUUCUGAUGCUAUGUUCACAGAACAAACACAGGUUGUUUUUUGCUGGAAAUCGACAAAAACUUGGUAUGUGUAUAUGUUAAAAUGUCAACAACGAGGCGUUUUGCUAUCGCGUUUGAUGAUCUUUUUAUCAACUAAUUUUGUUCAGAUGUCAUAGCUUAAAGUUUCAAAAGGAUUUUAUUGAUGAUAUUAAGCACUAUGUCUCACAUGUUGUUUUUAUUAUUGUAUGCGCCCUUACAAUAGCCAGUUUAUCUGAUAUUUUAAUUUAUGUCAUUUAUGUGUAGUAUAUGUCAAUCCAAUCGGACUUAUUCCAGUCAGUACUAGAUAUUUAUUCGAGAUAUUUCAUGAAAUUGAAUGCAUCGUUAUAUUGUUCUUGCUCCAAUAUUGUGUUACUAAAUGAGAUUCUUUAAUUGCGUUAUAUUUCCACCUCUGUUUAUUUAUAUUUAAGGCGUUUAUAAUUACAAUGCUAAUCUGUAGUUACACGCACAUUUAUUUAUGUCUGAACAAUUAUUGCUCUUUGAGGUAACGCUUUAUUUAAAGCCAUUAUUUUUAUUUUAUUCCACAUAUUUAUAUCUUGUUUAGAAUCAUUGCACUGACAUAUAAAUA